CCUUAAUCCAACCUCACGCUUCCUCCACCACGGCGCUUUCAAUCGCCGCGCUCCCCGCCCAAAGCCUAAUGCGUCGAUUUUCCAUCGGAUACCAUCUCGCAUAAGCUCUGCGACCAGUUUGAACCCCACAAAAGCUCGUUGGAAUUUCUCUGCAAACGUGUAGCUGCGCGGACGCCCUGCGCCACGCGCAUUCAGUCCGCGGCCUCAACCACAGCACGCGCCGCCUGCUACACCUCCGCGAUUGAUCGCAUCACGCGAAACCACCUCCGGCUGCCAUCAUGGCAGGCACAAUACGCCCCAAUGACAUGAAUGUCUCCACCACGCCCGUCCUCGCCUCCAAAACCCUCCCCGGUAUCCCCGACAUAGUCAAGACCGAAUCCAAGAAACCCACCGUCCCCCGCGCCCCCCGCGUCGACGUCGAGCCCUUAUACAGCGCCGUCAAAUCCGCGAUCAGCGAUGCAGACUGGACGACGUACAAGAACUCGCUAUCCUCGUUCCUGCUAGGGAACCUCAACCAAGACGAACUGUCGCAAAGAUUGGAUAGGAUACUCACAACUCCUGCGCUCGAACAUUCGCACAAUGCCUUCAUGAUGGGGAUAUACGCGAAUUUAUGGAGGGAUGCGCCGGAGGCGGGGAUUGCAAGUUGGGUGAGCAGCUCGGAUAAGCCGAGCAGCGGGGUCGCGAAGGGGACAGGGGAUGAGAGCGAGAAGAGGUUGAAGCACGAGGUUAUGCAGUUGAGCCGUAGGGAGAGGAAAAGGCUGAAGACUAUACAGCAAGGUGGGGUGGGAACAGACCCUGGCCUAGACGGCGUGGGAAGCGUGAUGGCGGAAUACCACGAGGCGAGGAGAGUCAAGUUGCCAGAGGCGGGACCGGCGAGUGCGGCGGGCGGGUAUCAAAAGACAAACUGGGACCUCGAAAUUCGCAAGCGCUACACCUCCUCCCUCUUCACUGAAACCCACGAAUUCCCUACCGCAACCACAAUCUCGCACCGCCUCCUCCCGAUAUGCUACGAGUUCGGCCUCCCGCAGGGCCACACGCCCGACUGCGCCGAAUACAUGAACAUCGCGACGGAAACCUACAUCAAGGAAGCACUUACGAACUUCCUCCAGCAAGUCCGCUCGAACGGCCCAGGGUUUGUCAAGACGGCCGAGUUCAAGAAGAAAAUAGAGAAAGAGGAGAGCAUGGUGGGGAGGGGAGAAUUGCAGCGUGUGCCGGGCGGCGAAUUGCCCGUUGAGCAUGAGGAGAGGAGGAAGAGGAGGCUGAUGUGUAUGGAGGAUCUGAGACUGGCGCUGGAACUUGGGGACAGCUACUUAGGCCAGGUGCCACUGAUAGCGGGGGCUAUUACCAAUAGCCGCUUCCUGGACACGCCGGGCAUGGAGGAGAUGUACAAUUCUGGCAGGAUUAAGAACUUGCCGAAUGGGCUGCCUAAUGGUAUCAAUGGCGCAUCGACGAAUGGAGUGUCGAAUGGAUGGAACGUGGAUCUAGGCGAUCCAAUGGUGCUGGACGAGGAGUUGACGUGGCAGGGUGGCAGUGUGAAGGACGUCGAGGAUUUGGACGGCUCAUUGGAUGAUGUCUUGAAGUUGGUGCAGAUUUGAACCUACCUUGCUCUUUGCUGGAUGUUGCAUGGAGGCUUUGUUUCGCAUUGGAGGGCGCGAAUGGGUUUGCAUUUUUCGGCAUUCGGGCGGGGUUUUUUUCCGUCUCGGCAUUUAGUGGAGGGCGCAAAUGGCAUGGGAAUGGGACGUGGGCAUGAUACCCGGUUUCUGUAUUGGGGCUGUUCUGGAUCCGGUGUUAAGAGGUCUCUAGGCCAGAUCGUUUCUGUUUAAGCUUGCUCCUCCUCUGUUGUAUGCCGAAGCUUAGAGGGUGUUACUGCAUAUACAAAAUAGGAAUUUGUAUCGCGUU
Messenger RNA from Trematosphaeria pertusa, 1899 nucleotides. RefSeq lists its product as uncharacterized. Gene Ontology annotation, molecular function: transcription coactivator activity. Lineage: Eukaryota; Fungi; Ascomycota; Dothideomycetes; Pleosporales; Trematosphaeriaceae. Bases 279 to 1595 code for a protein of 438 amino acids. Gene Ontology annotation, biological process: regulation of transcription by RNA polymerase II. Gene Ontology annotation, cellular component: SAGA complex. The transcript has 2 exons. The record is from RefSeq and is a predicted model, not a curated record.